AUGCAUCACCACCGCAGAAAAUCUGGCCACGGCCAUAACAACACUUCCAUGACGGAUGUUCGCAAGGCCGUUACUGCUACAGAUUCAUCGUCAAAACAUAAAAGACCCGGCAUGACGAGGCGCCAUACUCCUGUGAGUGCCCAAAAACUGGGUCGAAGCUACCGUGAGAGGGAGCGAGAGCGGGAGUUUCAUGACGCCUGGGAGGAUGAACGUGAGAGCUUCCCACAGUACUGCAUGACUUGCGAAAAACAAUUCCUACCGCACGACGAGAAGCAUCUUUACUGCUCUGAGACUUGCCGACGUGUCGACCAAAAUUCGUCUUCACACUCUUCGCAAAUUCGUGGUUACUCGCUUGGCGGCAGUCACUCUUACUAUUCCGCCGGAAAGCCGGAACCAAGGGACAUUAUUCCUCGAGCUUCGCCGUCUCGACCUAAUUCCAUGCACUUCAGCCAGUCGCCGCCGGCAUCACCGGGAACGACGUCAGCUUCCCAUCACACUACUGCUCUAUCUGCUCUACGAUCACUCAACAUCGGCCCCCCCAGUCCGCCUUCUCCCACGGGGAGCAACGGCGGAAGCUUGUGGCCCUUUGGCCGAAGUGUUGCAACCAGUCCUGCGAGUUCUUAUCGCCGGCCAUCCGGGCCAUACCUGUCAUCAACGUAUGACACCAGUCAUCACUAUGGCACAGGCGCCUACACAUAUGAAGGCGGCUCCAGCGGGUUGGACCGACCGCUCCCAACCCGUCACCCUGGAGCUUACUCUCGACCCAAGAGUAUUGAAUUGGUGACACCAGUUCUGGGGCGGUAA
Pochonia chlamydosporia 170 is the source of this 804-nucleotide messenger RNA. Its product is annotated as life-span regulatory factor domain-containing protein. The record is from RefSeq and is a predicted model, not a curated record. The transcript has 3 exons. Lineage: Eukaryota; Fungi; Ascomycota; Sordariomycetes; Hypocreales; Clavicipitaceae. Bases 1 to 804 code for a protein of 267 amino acids.